Fonsecaea multimorphosa CBS 102226 is the source of this 1278-nucleotide messenger RNA. RefSeq lists its product as uncharacterized. Gene Ontology annotation, molecular function: FAD binding; monooxygenase activity. The transcript has a single exon. The record is from RefSeq and is a predicted model, not a curated record. NCBI's taxonomy places the organism in Eukaryota, Fungi, Ascomycota, Eurotiomycetes, Chaetothyriales, Herpotrichiellaceae. Bases 1 to 1278 code for a protein of 425 amino acids.
AUGCCCUCGAAAGGCUCGUCAGAUUUGCUGGCCGGCAAAACCAUUCUCGUGUCCGGUGGUGGCAUAGCUGGACUGACGUUCGCUGUUGCGAUCGCGAAAUUAUUCCCUGAAGAAUCUCUGUCACCAGCAAGGCCUCAAAUCAUCAUAUACGAGCGAGAUAGCUAUGAGGACCGCAUCGGACGGGAAGGCUAUACCCUAUCCUUGAGAACAGACAACAAUCCCGGGGCCGUCCAGGUCUUGGAUUCCCUAGGGCUGUACGAGCUUGUCAGGAGCGUGAGUGUCAACUCUGAAGGCCUUCCUGAAGCAAGGGGCUCUUUCAACCUCUGGGAUCCUCAGUUUCGCCCCUUUUUGCGCUUCGUAAUACAGCCAGUCGGACCCAAAAAACUGGUCGGCAUGAGAAUUCGCCGCAAUGCUUUGCAGCGAGUCCUUGCGGAGGCGGCUAUAGCAUCGGGGGCCCAAAUCCAAUGGGAAACGGCUGUGAUGGGGGCAGAGCCGACCGAAGACGGCCGAGUUCGAGUGAACCUCAGCACUGGCUUGACCACGGUGGGUGACAUUCUCCUGGCCGCUGAUGGGUCUCGAAGCAAGUUGCGAUCGCUGUUGAGACCAAACGACGGCCUCAACUAUGCUGGCGUUUAUCUCUGGUCCGGCAUCGCCAAGUUUGCCAGUCACGAUGACAUCCCGAAGCCCCUGGAUCGUGAUUGGGGCGGUGUGUUGGGUGCAAAGGGAGUUGGGCUUUUUGUCUCUCCCGUAGACGACAAAUCCGCGCUCUGGGCCUUCAGUCGUCCGAGUCCCGUGAUGAAGGAGUCAUUGAAAUACCCCAUUCCUCAAGAGCGCCUCGACGAAUUGCUGGAAGAAUCAAUGGAGCUGGCAGCAAACUUUGCUCCUCUGGUGAAGAGUCUCAUUUCCGCGACGGAUCCAAGCACGAUCAUGCAGUUCAAUGCAAUGGAUCGACCCCCUUUCCCACACCAGUCAGUGGGGCAUGCGCCCGUGAUAUGGAUCGGAGACGCAAACCACGCAGUUAGUCCUUUCGCAGGCAACGGUGCCAAUAUGGCAAUAAUGGAUGCCUGGGACCUCGCAAACUCACUCAACAAAGCUUCCACCCUCGAAGAAGCCGUCACGGCCUAUGACAAAGUGGCCGUGCCUCGAGCCAGCAGGGUUUUGAAAUCCUCGCAUUGGGCCAUUGACUGUUUGCAUGCGACAGGAGUCAAGUUGCUCAUUUACAAGGUCAUGCUUCUUGUGCUGGGAUUCCUAACGCGGAGCGGCCGGAGUCGUGACUGA